Hypoxylon trugodes is the source of this 2069-nucleotide messenger RNA. Its product is annotated as RabGAP/TBC. The coding region runs from base 173 to 1957 and encodes 594 amino acids. Gene Ontology annotation, molecular function: GTPase activator activity. Gene Ontology annotation, biological process: activation of GTPase activity. Lineage: Eukaryota; Fungi; Ascomycota; Sordariomycetes; Xylariales; Hypoxylaceae. The transcript is spliced from 7 exons. The record is from RefSeq and is a predicted model, not a curated record. Gene Ontology annotation, cellular component: Golgi apparatus.
AUUCGAUGUACCUCUCUAACUUCAGGCGCUCCCCGUUCCUGUAUUAAUCCAAUAUUCAACCAAAGCCUACCUCAAGUCGUAGCCUGACUGAUCAUUUUUAACAUCCCAACCAGCUAUUGCAACUUCGACAACAACAUGUGGCCGUGAUAAUCUACGAAUAUCCCUUAUUACUAUGUUCUCAUCCUCGGGUAGCGGCAAAAAGCCGCCGUCCCAACAGGAAAUGAUUCAAGUCGAUAGAUCUGAGUCGGCUUCACCAUUCUGGCGCGCCCAGAGAGAAGGCACUCCAAAAAGAACAAGCCGUGAGCAUAACCUAGUAAAGGGAGCAGCAUAUUCCCAUGCGGAUAUGCUCAAAUUCGAUAACUUGACACUAUCUGGCUCCUCAUCUAGGCCAAGAACUCCCCCAUCCACCUCUCCGCAGAAAGCUCGAACCAGCGAUGUUAGCUCACCGGCACCGAAACCCUCCUCUGGCCUGUCAUCGCCUCCGCUCAAAUCUUAUUUCAACUUCCUAUCAAAUACAAAUCAAGAUUGGAACGUCGAAGAUCCUGAAGUGCUAGAAGGAGAUGAUAUGCUUGGAUACGAAGAUGAUGAUGGAGAUGAUUUUGGUCUUCCUAGCUUGUCGAAUAUGAAGCGACGGACUCGACGAGCAGCCGCUGCUCAAAGUGGCAUCUCCUCGCGCUUCCAAACCACACCGCUAGACGCUGCACUUGGCUUCCAAAAUAGACGCUAUUCCGACAGUGCUGAUAUAGCUAUCGAACGACCUGCGCCAACAUACCCAAUGCCGAAGAAGAGUGAGGGGAAGAUUCUCAGACCACAAUACAAAGAUAUCCUUAAAGACCCGGCAAACGCCCUACACCUCAUCGACCAUCCCGCGACCCCUCCCAAUGCCACCCCGAAAGAAAUCGACGCAAUCAAUUCGCGAAUAACGAAGAUCAAUAAGUUCAAGAAAAUUCUCCAGGUCAGCACAAUACCCUUGACAGACCUUCGAGCUUUAGCAUGGAGUGGUGUUCCUGAGGAGGUUCGGGCUAUGACAUGGCAACUUCUGUUGAGCUACUUGCCAACUAGUAGCGAAAGACGCGUUGCGACACUGGAAAGAAAGAGAAAAGAGUAUCUCGAUGGGGUACGUCAGGCCUUUGAACGAGGGGGUACUAAUCCUAGCUCCAGCGGCCGGGCAAGAGGUUUAGAUGAAGCAAUAUGGCAUCAAAUUAGCAUCGACGUCCCUAGAACAAACCCCCAUAUUGAGCUAUACAGUUACGAAGCUACGCAGCGGUCGUUGGAACGAAUACUAUACCUCUGGGCAAUUCGACAUCCUGCGAGCGGCUACGUGCAAGGGAUUAACGAUUUGGUAACACCUUUCUGGCAAGUCUUUUUAGGAACCUACAUCACGGAUUGCAAUAUUGAGAGCGGCAUGGAUCCAGGGCAAUUGCCGAGAGCCGUGCUUGACGCUGUGGAAGCCGACUCAUUUUGGUGCCUAACAAAGUUGCUUGACGGGAUUCAAGACCAUUACAUUGUCGCUCAGCCCGGUAUUCAACGACAAGUUGCUGCGCUUCGAGAUCUUACAGCUAGGAUCGAUGAAGGACUUGCAAAGCAUCUUGAAAAUGAACACGUCGAGUUUAUUCAAUUCAGUUUCCGUUGGAUGAAUUGUCUUCUUAUGAGAGAAAUCAGUGUCCGCAACACCAUACGAAUGUGGGAUACUUAUCUUGCCGAGGAGCAAGGUUUCUCAGAGUUUCAUUUAUAUGUGUGCGCGGCCUUCUUAGUUAAAUGGUCAUCCAAACUGGUCAAAAUGGAUUUCCAGGAGAUUAUGAUGUUCCUCCAAGCAUUACCUACCCGGGACUGGACGGAAAAGGAUAUCGAACUUUUACUUAGCGAGGCCUUUAUAUGGCAAAGCCUCUUCAAGAAUUCGUCGGCCCAUUUAAGAGGAGGGCCCAGUCGAGCCCCGGCAACCAAUCUCCAAUUAUAGUAUCAAGGUGUUGCUAUUCACGAUACUCUACAAGAUCUGAUCAGCCACUUAGAAGAGGAGAGUUAACGCAAAAUAUGGGGCUCUAAGGCUUGUGGUACUAGAUUCGAGUUUG